Symbiodinium pilosum is the source of this 765-nucleotide messenger RNA. Lineage: Eukaryota; Dinophyceae; Suessiales; Symbiodiniaceae. The record is from the annotation of a GenBank genome assembly.
AUGGGUACUUGCUGGAUGCAGGCUAUUGCAAGCCUUGGCUCAGCCCAUGUUGUGGCAUGUGGCGCAGUCGCGACCCAGGGCCGCGCAACAACCUGCCACCUGCUCGCGGUUUCAGGUUCCACCCUGACCAACCAAAGCGCGGUGCGGGUGAGCGAGCAGGCUGACUUCCUGAGUGCAACUUCCCUGGCUUCGCCAGAGAGGGUGGUGAUCUGCUUCUCGGACUGGCAGACGGUGAGCGCGGAAUGCAGGUCGCUGCAGGCCAGUGGUGACGAGCUGGUAGAGGCGGGCAACGUCACUGUGGACAGCGGGGUCACCCGGUACUUGAGCCUAAGCCCGGUCUCAAGCGACCGAGCGCUGCUGUGCCUCGAGCGCCAGGGGCCUCUGGGGGAACAAUGCAUGGACCGCCGGCUUCAGUGCGAAUACUGGGCGGCCGCCGGGGAGUGCACCAUCAAUCCCAAGUUCAUGGACAGCCUGUGCCCUCACUCCUGCGGUGUCUGCACCACGGUCGGCUUGAGCCAGGGUCGAUGCCACGUCUUGGGUGUGUCCGAGACCAGCAUUGAAGCAGGGCCCGAGGUGGUCGUGAACGAUGGCAUCACCUGGAACUUUGCGAUGGCCAGGGUAGAGAGUGACACGGCCAUUGUCUGCUUUUCUGACUCCACGCGCCGCGAUGCUGCCAGGUGCCGCACAGUUUGGGGUCUUCGCGAAUGGCUGCCCUUGCAGGCGCGUGCCUGCACCGAGAACGCCUCCGCCAGUUGUGUGCCAUAA